Molecule: messenger RNA, 2052 nt
Organism: Pichia membranifaciens NRRL Y-2026
Lineage: Eukaryota; Fungi; Ascomycota; Pichiomycetes; Pichiales; Pichiaceae
Exons: 1
Coding region: 375-1910 (511 amino acids)
Biological process (GO): L-threonine biosynthetic process
Molecular function (GO): threonine synthase activity; pyridoxal phosphate binding
Source: RefSeq, a predicted model, not a curated record
UAUGCCGCCAUAGCGCAGCAGUCUGGGCCCUCCCACACUUCCGUUCUUUACUCUACACCUCGUUCUCUUACUGUCUGGCCCCCUCCUCUGCCCUAGCCGCCGGCCCUCUCUCUCCGCAGAGCCUCUGAGCCAGGCAGAACCCCGAAAGAAAAAGCUCCGGUGGCGGCGACGGUGAAAACACGUUUUUCUCUUUUUUUCCAGCUCGCUUUUCUGUCGCAACAUGUUUCCGGACCCGGUGGGUGACUCUUCCCUGUUAAUGGUUCCUUUUCUUUUGGCCUGUAGUGUGAUUUUCGAAGUGUUUCGCAGCAAGAAGUAGCUUGAAACGCACCAAAGAUACACCCAAAACACACGUAUAUCCAGUAGCCACAGAUCAAAUGUCCCAAGUCUACAGAUCCACUCGUUCUGCUGCUGAACAGGCCAUCACGUUCGAGGAAGCCAUCAUCACCGGGCUUGCGAAGGAUGGAGGGUUGUUCAUUCCCUCGGAAAUCCCACAGGCACCAAAGGACUUCCUGCAGGCAUGGGAAAACCUGUCCUUUGAGGAACUCGCUUUUGAAAUCAUGCGUCUGUACAUCGCGGACAAGGAGAUCUCGGACGCAGAUCUUCGCCAACUGAUUGAGAAAUCGUACUCUACUUUCAGAGCGAAAGACGUGACUCCUCUGGUCAAGAUCGACUCGAAGGACAACUUGCACCUCUUGGAGCUUUUCCACGGGCCGACCUACGCUUUCAAGGACGUGGCUCUACAGUUUGUCGGGAACUUGUUCGAGUACUUCUUGCAGAGAAAAAACGCCAGCAAGAAGGAAGGUGAACAGCGGGACAUCAUCACCGUUGUCGGUGCCACAUCCGGCGACACCGGUUCUGCCGCCAUCUAUGGUCUGAGAAACAAGAAGGACGUGAGCGUCAUCAUAAUGUAUCCAACAGGCAGAGUGUCUCCGCUACAGGAGGAGCAGAUGACCACUGUCACUGACGACAACAUCCACACAUUCUCCGUGAAGGGUACUUUCGACGACUGCCAGUCGUUGGUGAAGGAGGUCUUUGCCGAUGUCAAGUUUAACGACACCUACCAUGUGGGUGCGGUCAACUCCAUCAACUGGGCCAGAAUUUUGGCCCAGAUGACCUACUACUUCUACUCAUACUUCCAAUUGAAGAAACAAGUCGGCACCAGCGACUUCCACGUGAAGUACGUUGUUCCUUCCGGUAACUUUGGUGACAUUCUUGCCGGUUUCUUUGCCAAGGAAAUGGGCUUGCCUGUUGAUAAGUUGGUUGUUGCCACAAACGAAAACAACAUCCUCCACAGAUUCAUCAACUCCGGUAAGUACGAUAAGGUGCCUGUCAAGGUGACCUACUCUCCAGCCAUGGACAUCUGUGUCUCGUCCAACUUUGAAAGAUUUUUGUGGUACAUGAUCAAGAAGACCGACGGUGGCAACGACGACUUGAAGACAGGCGAGAUCAUGUCCAAUUUCAUGGCCGAGUUGUCAUCCACCAAGGGUGAGUUCAACGUUUCUCAAGAAACCGUGCAAGCAGCCAGAGAGCUUCUCGAUUCCGCUUCCGUUACCAACGAGGAAACCGUCGCAACCAUCAAGGAGACCUACGACAGCACCUCCAACAAGUACAUCUUGGACCCUCACAGUGCCGUUGGUAUCACUACAUGCCUGAAACAAAUCGACGCUGCACAAGACGCUCCAAACACACACUACAUCUCUCUUUCCACCGCACACCCAGCUAAGUUCUCCGAAGUCGUAAACCUGGCUUUGGGUGGCUUCGAAGGAUAUUCGUUCGAAAACGACGUCUUACCAGCAGAGCUCAAGCAACUGUCUACCAUGCCAAAGAAAAUCAGACUCAUUGAACACGCCGACCUCAAGACUAUUGAGGACGCCAUUGUUGAAGAACUUGCCAAGGAAAAGAAGGCUUAAAGUUUUUUCCCCCCAAGUUAGACUUUUUGUCUUUUUACCUCUUUGUCUCUUUCCCCCCUUUUCCCUUCCCUUACUUCUACCCUCUUUCUAUAAACAAAAUGUGUACAAACCACCAUCUAAAACAACAUGCUUUUACGCCUUU